Molecule: messenger RNA, 2820 nt
Organism: Striga asiatica
Lineage: Eukaryota; Viridiplantae; Streptophyta; Magnoliopsida; Lamiales; Orobanchaceae
Source: the annotation of a GenBank genome assembly
AUGAACUCGCGCUCCCCUUGCCCGCUGACGUGGAUUAGUUUCUUGAUCGCGACGACGCUCCCGUCUUUGAGCUCCGCUUUGUACACGUCGCCGAAACCUCCCGAACCUAUAAGGCUCUCGUCGUUAAAACCGCGCGUAGCUUCUAGAAGGUCCGCGAACGUCAGCUUCCGGAGAGACUUCUCGAACGCGGCGAGCCUCACGUGCGCUUAUUUUCCAUCCGCCGCUAUGUGGGCCCGAGCGCGAAUGGGCCUCAAUGUAGGCCUCGAUGGCGACCUCUUUCUUCUUCUGACGUCUCUUACGGGCCUCGACUGCGACGAGAAUAAGCCCGAAUACGCACAAGAGCGAAAAGAGAAGGCCCAUUGCCACACUUCCCACAAGGGAAGCCUCUCGACGGCGGUUCGCGGGCCCGGUAAAGUCCGAUCUCGACGUGCAAGAAGGCAAAGGGUACCCACAAAGGCCCGAAUUGUUUGCGAAUCGGUAAGCCGGGAAGGUGUCGAACGGGGCUACCUCGGGUAUAGCACCCGACAGCUGGUUGUUGGACAGGUCAAUGUCGGCGAGGAAAGUGAGGCUGGUCAACGACUGCGAAAUAGUUCCGUUCAGCUUGUUGUCGAGGAAGAUCAUGGAGCCGUUGUGGUUGAAUGUGGGCUGAGUGAUUCCUCGGUAGACUCGGGUGAAGUUGCACGGGUGGCGAGUCGAGAUUCGGCCAAGCUGUUCUUGCCGGAUUCCGCCGAACUCGAGAAGGUUACCUGCCCCGUGGCACUUUUUGCUGCCGUCGUUCUUGAUGUAAACGUAACUCUUGCCGCGAGAUUGGCUAAUUUGCCUAGAGAAGACGGGAUUUCGCCGGUUAACCGAUUGUUGGAGAGCGAAAUCCAGUUGAGUUUGGAGCAGUUGCUGAGGGAGGGGGGAAUGGAGCCUGAUAAGUCGUUGAAGUCGAGAAUUAGAUUCUCUAAGCUCUGUAGGUGCAUUAACUCGUUCGGUAUUUCGCCGUGGAGUUGGUUUAGCCACAUGAUGAUGUCACGUAGCUUGGUUAACGAGCCUAAGCUCGACGGGAUAGUGCUGUUGAGGUACAAUGUACGAAGGCUGUUGCCGGAGAUAUUGUUGGAGCUUAUGUCUAAUGUCUCUAAAGAUACGAGCUUUGAGAAUGAAUCCGGCAAGUUGCCGACGAAAUUGUUGAAAGAGACGGCCAAAGACUUCAGGUUGGUCAUUUUUAAGAAAAUGUCCACCGGCAGCUCGCCGGAGAAAUUGUUAGCGGAUAAAUGGAGAAGCUCCAGAGCAGAACAAGAGGCGAGGCUUUGCGGCAAGAUACCCGUAAAAUUGUUGGAGGACAGAUCGAGUUCUAUGAGGGUCCCACACGAGUUGGCUAGGGUCUCCGGCAGGACUCCCUGGAAGUCGUUCUCCCGGAGGUACAGAGACCGGAGGCCGCCGCCGCCGGCGGAGGAGGCCGGCAGGCCUGGGAAGAGACCAGUGAGGAGGUUGCCGGUGAGGUUGAGGAAGGAUAGCUCGCUGCAUUUGGUGAGCGAGUUCCCCACGCCGCCGGCGAACUUGUUAGAGGAGAGGUCAAGGUGCUGCAAGGCGGAGCAGUCGGCGAAGGUCGGGAAGCGGGCGGAGAUGUUGUUGAGGGAGAGAUCCAAAUGCGCCAGGUUCUUGAAGUUGAAUUCCGGAAAUGCCCCCGAUACCUUGUUGCCCUUCAGGGUGAGGCGCCGGAGCUCGGGGAAGGCCCUGCCGGACAAAAUCCAAGAGACGGCGGUGUCGCCGGAGACGUUAUUGUACGAAAGAUCGAGAGUUUGUACGGAAAGAGAGGACACGGUGGCCGUCGCAGCUGCUCUGGGGGCUCCUCCCCUGUUGGGGUCCAUGGCGUUUCUGGAGAGAUUGAGAGAAACCAGGCCGGAGCAAAUUCCGAACGCCGGAAUGUCGGUGACGGUACCAGAGACGGCGUUGCCGGACAGAUCUAACGAGUUGAGGAGGCUGCUGCAGGUGAAUCUCGCGACGGAGGAGAUGGGCCCGGAGAUGUUUGCGUUUCUCAGCACGAGGGACUCGAGAUUCUGGAUGGGCAGCAGGAAUCCGGCGACCGUGGCUAAAUCGGUUCCGAGGCGGAGGUCGGAGAGGUCGACGGAGGAGACCCUGGAGUUUGUGCAGAGGACACCGGGGAAAUUGCAGGGGGAGAGAGUAGGAAGCCACGCCUUGAGCUCGCCGGGGUUGUGGAGGGCGUUCUUGAAGGAGAUGAGCAGCUGGGAGUCCUGCGAGAGGAGGCCGGCGGCGGCGACAUUGUCGGCGGCGGCGACAUUGUCGGCGGCGGUGGCGGAGAGGAGAGAGAGUACGAGGAGGAGGGUUUGUGUUAUGAGGGCGAAUAAGGUGUGGUGGAAGAGAUUAUGGUCAGCUUUCAUCUUCGUUUUUCCUCUCAGGAGUUCAGCUCCUUCUCACGUAUUCUCAGAUAGAGAGAGAAUGAGAAAAGGAGGAGAGAGAGGGUUUAGGGGUAGAGAGAGGUCAGCAAGUUUGGAUUUGCGUAAGCCGAAAGCAGAUAUGAUCAACUACAUUCAUUUCUUUCGAACCCUAAAUUGGAGUGAAGAGGACGAGAAUUUAUCUCAAGACGCUGCUCUUUCACUUAAUAAACUAUUUGAAGAACCUGAAAAACUUGACUCGAAUCUACUGUUAGAGUUGCUCAUUCAUUGCAAAGGUUUCGUUUUGGAAUCUCGUGACUGUCGAGCUUCAGCUGCUGAGUUCUUGAAGGAUAUUUCUUUCAAUGCGCCAUGGAUGAGUAAGCGAUUUCAUAAUUGUAGAUCUUUAUUUACCUUUUAUGUCAAAGCGGGUUGUAAGGCCUAA